UCAAUAUCAUUCCAUCCAAGGUUGCAUGGAUCCCAAACCCCAUGUUCCGGUAAUCGACAGAGGUGUUCAAACUCUUGGUCCUGAGGACGAGCAUAGUGGAGGGGCCUUGAACACAAGGAUUUCGAUCGAAGAGUCUGCUGAAUAUCCAAGCAUAGAUGAUGCCAGCAUCGCAAAAACUCGAAGUUGCAGUCCUAAAUGGAUACAGGCUGAACAGGGCCAUCCAGACGAUAAUGCCUCUCCAGGGGCACUCAGACAACCUCACACCAGAUCAUCAAAAGUUAUAGUCUACGACUCCGAAAAAGAAAAGCUCUACGUCAAAAGUCUAGAUGAAGUGAGAAACUAUCGAGCGAUUGUUUUCAGGUUACCAUCUCAUAGAAGCAAAGCCGUCCACGUAUAUAUCGGCAGUGUAACUGAAGUGGGACUUUCGGCCAACUAUCGAGCCCGUAUCACCACCAAGAAGCGGUUCUUCGAUGGGCUUCAAUACUACCAAACAAUUCGGUUGGACCGCCUAAGUUGCCAAAGGAAAUUACAGCUUCUAUUUGGUCAAAUAAAAUGG
Molecule: messenger RNA, 556 nt
Organism: Aplosporella prunicola CBS 121167
Lineage: Eukaryota; Fungi; Ascomycota; Dothideomycetes; Botryosphaeriales; Aplosporellaceae
Exons: 2
Source: RefSeq, a predicted model, not a curated record